CCGCAAUACAGUAAUAAUCAAAUCAUACUACCCACCUACACUCCACAACAUUAAAUCUCAUCAAGUUCAAUACUCUACCUGAUUCAUAUAUCAUCACAUCAUCAAAUUUUUGAUUGAUACGAACUCAAUCUUCCUACCUAUCCGAUCGCCACUCCAUUACAUAUCACAAAAAUGUUUCGAAGAGCUUUGUCAAAUGCACCCCGCGUUGCCGGUAGAGUGUUAUCGGCAAACAGCCACUCCGCUAUCAGACCUGUACCAGCUCAAAUUGCAUCGCCAUCUUUCGUUACUGGUCGCAGGUCAUAUCAUGAAAAGGUCCUCGAUCAUUAUUCGCGGCCGAGAAAUGUUGGCAGUAUGUCAAAAACGGAUACCGAUGUAGGGACUGGUUUGGUCGGCGCACCAGCAUGUGGCGAUGUCAUGAAGCUGCAAAUCAGAGUGGAUCCAGAUACAAACACUAUUUCCGAUGUGAAGUUUAAGACGUUUGGUUGUGGUUCGGCCAUUGCUUCUUCUUCAUACUUGACAGAAUUGGUGCGAGGAAUGACACUUGAGGAGGCCGGUCGAGUGAGAAAUACAGAAAUUGCAAAGGAGCUCUGUCUUCCACCUGUGAAGCUCCAUUGCUCUAUGCUUGCCGAGGAUGCCAUCAAAUCUGCUAUCUCGAAUUACUACACCAAGAACCCCAAAUCUCAAUCUACGAACCUCGGAGGUACUGGUGCAUCCAUGCCAAAGAUUGACGUGGACGCAGUGAUGGAACCCGCACAGUCCCAGACAGCAACGGUUUAAAGAAACAUUGAUAGUAGGCGCAUUUAGGACAUGAAGGUUUUUCUUUCCACGUGUAUUAUGAUUGAAAGGUGUACUUGUUUGAUCUGGUAAAACAUGGAUCGGUGAUCGGAUGCCAGGCUAUUGAAGUCAGGAAAGAUCAGAACGGGCAGAGGAGACUGGUCUAAUUGACCUUGUCUUGAUCCAACACCAAAUUUGGGUAUUAGCCGGAUUGUUUAGGGGAGGUUUAGUUUUCUCCCACUCACACAGCUAGGUACGACAUCUUAGUUAAAUGAAGCAUAA
Botrytis fragariae is the source of this 1056-nucleotide messenger RNA. Its product is annotated as putative iron sulfur cluster assembly protein 1 protein. The transcript is spliced from 2 exons. Lineage: Eukaryota; Fungi; Ascomycota; Leotiomycetes; Helotiales; Sclerotiniaceae. Bases 172 to 777 code for a protein of 201 amino acids. Gene Ontology annotation, biological process: intracellular iron ion homeostasis; iron-sulfur cluster assembly. Gene Ontology annotation, cellular component: cytoplasm; mitochondrial matrix. The record is from RefSeq and is a predicted model, not a curated record. Gene Ontology annotation, molecular function: 2 iron, 2 sulfur cluster binding; ferrous iron binding.